This is a messenger RNA of Selaginella moellendorffii, 2708 nucleotides long. RefSeq names its product polyadenylate-binding protein-interacting protein 4. Lineage: Eukaryota; Viridiplantae; Streptophyta; Lycopodiopsida; Selaginellales; Selaginellaceae. Gene Ontology annotation, biological process: cytoplasmic stress granule assembly. The transcript has 14 exons. Gene Ontology annotation, cellular component: cytoplasmic stress granule. Gene Ontology annotation, molecular function: RNA binding. Bases 284 to 2542 code for a protein of 752 amino acids. The record is from RefSeq and is a predicted model, not a curated record.
UGCACCAAUUUAGGGUUAGGGUUUGAGCUGAUCGAUGGUACGAGAGCUCUGAUCGAGCGCGCUAGCGUGUGAGCAGCGGGCUAGGGGUUCCAGCGUAAGUUCUCUCCGCGGCUUGGAAAUGCGGCGCCUUUGCUUGAUGCAUUGAUCCAGCAUUCUCUAGAAUCUGAGGCCUUGGCGCGCUAGAUUUUGGCUCUCCCCGGUAUUCCGAUAUGCAUGCAGCUUGAUUUCCAGGGGCGCUGGGGCUGAAUCGGUGCGCGGCGCGGCACAGGGUUUGCAGCGAGGGAUGAAUCACCCGCGAUCGUUUGGGAGCAACGGGGUCGGACGUCGCAGCCCGGCACAUCGAUCGGAUGCCCCGAAUUGGAGGUCUGGUGCCGGAGCUCCUCCGGUGCGCUCCUCUUCUGGCUUACAGAAUCAUGUCAGUAGCAACAGCUCGAGUCCGCCCAGCACUGGAAGGCCUUCUUCCGCUAUCGAAGAUGAGGAGCUGAGGGGUGGAGCUCACGACGUCCAUGGCCGUCUCCUCUAUCUCACGAUGUGCUUAGUUGGGCAGUUCGUCGAGGUCCAGCUCAAGGAUGGCUCGGUCUUUUCGGGGAUUUUUCACACUGCGAAUAUGGAUAAAGAUUUCGGAGUGGUUCUUAAGAUGGCCAGGCUCACAAAGGAAGCCGGCGGGAAAUCUGGAAAGGGUGACGCUGUGAAGCAGGCUGCACGGAAACCACCGACGAAAUCGCUUAUCAUUUACGCAAAAGAUCUAGUGCAGAUCGAUGCUAAGGAUGUUUCUCUCACCGGGGAAUACCUUCCGAAUGGUCGUUCUCGCGAAAAUAAGAACGAGCUUCUGACUGAUUCAUUUAUCUCCCAAAACCGACGCGAUACGGAGAGGGAAUUGAAGCCUUGGAAGCCUGACAGCGAAGCUCCGAGAAAUCUGGGACUGGACACUACCUUCCAGAACUCUUGGAACAGAAAUUGGGAUCAGUUCGAAACAAACAAAGCCUUGUUCGGAGUUGAAACCACAUUUGACGAGGAGUUGUAUACAACAAAGCUGGAGAAGGGUCCUCAAACGAGGGAACGAGAAAGAGAGGCCUCCAGGCUAGCGAGAGAAAUCGAGGGUGAUUCAACGAGGAACAAUCACUUGGCUGAGGAUCGUGGCGUCUCGGACGCCGAGCUGGAUACUCUUGAUGAAGAAAGUAGGUUCUCUUCGGUCUUGAGAUCGCAUACCGAGGGUGAUGGAGAAGAUGAUCACCACAAGGCCGCAAACAGCUGGAAUGAAGAAACUUUUGGUAGCGUCUCUGGAUCGACUGAAAGCAAUGUCAGUACGCCUACGGCAGUGGAGCGGCCUCUGCAGGAUUCGUCUCAGCAGGUUCCAGCAACAUCGUCACCACGGUCAUCUGCAUCAGCUAGUGAUGCUGGUCUUCAGGCACUAAAUCUAAAUACCAGCGUUUCUGAAGAAGUGUUGAGGGACUUCCGCGACUUCAAGGAAACUACGAAGAAAGGAAAGAAGGAUCAAGUCAAUGAGCUCAAACACUUCAGCGAGAACUUUAAGGAGAGAACUGUGAAGGACUUCGAUGGUCGUCUUCCAAAAUCAUCAUCUGCUGCCGCAAAAUUAUCAGAUGAUUUGAGGCCUGGGGAUGCAAAACCGAGUCUGCCAACAAUAUCUCCACCACCUGCGUCUGCCUUACCUAUUCCAGUAGGCCUUAGUAGCUCAAGCUCGGGCACGAACUCCGUUUCAUCUUCUCGGCCACGUAGUCCGAUCAAGCCAGCUGCACCGAAAGCGUCCGAGUCUCCCUCGCCAGAAAUCGAAGCAGACAGGCCAUCCACACCGGCUGCUCCAGCAUCUGCUGCCAACAAUUCUGCUACGGGCAACAAGAAGUCGUUGUUAAAUCCGAACGCAAAGGAGUUUAAGCUAAAUCCGAAUGCAAAGGUGUUCACGCCGAGCUUUCCCCCAGCAAGGCCGGCUUCUCCAAUCAAUCCGAGUCCAAUCUACGUGCCCGCGGGAGUUCCGGUUGCCCCGAUGCAAGGAAUGCCCGUGUACAUGCAGCAGCCCGGACAACCGGCUCAAUAUACGCAGUACAAUAACACCAUGGCUGCGACUGGUGUCACGACUUCGCCUUACAUUCAACCUUCUGCGACUUUCAUUCCAGGUCCUGCUGGUCCUCCGAUUAAGUUGCCUCCACAAACACAAGCACAGGUUGGUGCAAGUCCCUACGGACAGCAACAGGCAAUACGCUAUAUGCCUCCAACGAUGCAACCUACACCCGCUUAUCCUCAUCCAAACCAGUAUCCACAGCAAGUCAUCUAUGGACAACCUCCCCUCGUUUACAUCCACCAAUAUCCUCAGGCUAUGAUGCAAGGACAACCGCUGCAGAUGCAGCAAGGACCGCUUGGACCUCCUUCGCAACUCUCGCAGCCUCAGACAGGAGGUGAAGGAUUGCAUUCCAACGUUUUGGUAGGACAAUCUCCUCCUCUCCAGUCUCCACUCCACAGCCCAGUUCCUCGAUCGCAAGCGGUGCCAGUGUCGGUAGCAAGCUCCAGCGGUGCUUGGACUGGUUAAACGGGAAGUGACGAUGAAGAAAUAGUGAGAGAGGGAGAGCGAGACGCGAGAGAGAAAAGUGUGUGAGAGCUAACAUGAGAAGGAGAGUUUUUGAUCGGUUUUGCUGAGAGCAGUGUAAUUAAAUCGUGGAAACUAAUACUAACUUUGGUAGGCUUAGUGUAAGAAA